AUGGGGAAGGACCGCGAUCGCGCGUCGCGGUUCACGUCGACCGGAGGAGACGGUGCGCGUCCUGUCCUCCCGUCGUUCUCAUCACUCCCCGCGUUAUUCGCUCUCGUCGACGCCGCCAUUCAUUUCGUUCGCACGCUCGCUCGCUCGCUCGCUCACCGUCCGUCCGUCCAUCGCGCGCCCUCUUCCCUCUCUCCGACAGCAGACGCGGCGGCGAAAGUAGGAGCGAAGAAGCGGAAGCAAAAGUCCGCGCUGUCGCUCGACGCCUUCGCGCGCGCGAAGAAGAGCACGUACGACAAGCGCGUCGUCCUCGAGAAGAGGCGCGCGCUCGCCGCAGCGCGCGUGAACAAAUUCCGCAAGGUGCAGAAGCGACUGGGAAGCUCCGUCGACGUCGACGACGCGUUCGACCCCGCCGCGAUCGCCGCGCGCUUGGAGCAGACGGACGCCAUCGUCGGCGUCGGCGUGGGAGGGGGAGGGAACAGAGUUGGAGGGGGGGGACGCGCGGACGACGGCGCCGGCGGAGGGGAGACGAGAACGAAGAAGAAGAAGAAGAAAAAGAAGGAGGAGGAGGAGGACGAGGUCGCCGCCGCCUCCGCCUCCGACUCAGAACGCCCCUCAUCAGACGACUCGGACGACGCGGAGUUCCGGAACAACGUCGUCGCGAAGGACGGCGACGGCGACGGCGACGACGACGACGACGAAGCGCAGACGGACGCGCGCGGGAACACCCCGGGCGCGAGCCGCCCGCCCGGUUCCAAGGGGUGGAACGCGACGCGAAAGAAGGGCAUCCGAGACGCCAAGGCGAGGGAGGACAAGGCGAGAGAGAUGACGGAGCUGCGCGCCAAAUGGGCGGAGGAAGAUAAGGCGCGUUCUGUUACCACACUGGGACGGAAGGCGUUCUUCGAGAAGAGGAAUAAGGAGCGCGGGAAUUUCCGGAAGAAGAACAGCAGAGGACAGCCGGUGAUGAAGCACAGGGUGGAUAAGAUCUUAGAGACGCUGACGCGCGAGGGGGGGGGCGGCGGCGGGGCGCGGUAG
This is a messenger RNA of Micromonas pusilla CCMP1545, 1032 nucleotides long. RefSeq lists its product as uncharacterized. The record is from RefSeq and is a predicted model, not a curated record. Lineage: Eukaryota; Viridiplantae; Chlorophyta; Mamiellophyceae; Mamiellales; Mamiellaceae. The transcript is spliced from 3 exons. The coding region runs from base 1 to 1032 and encodes 343 amino acids. Gene Ontology annotation, cellular component: nucleus.